UCUUGGCUUAGUGAUGAUAAUAUUCGAAUUGCAGUUGAUGAUGUAUUUAAAGAAAUGGCAGCCUUAGCAAAAUUUUGUAGCAUAUUAAAUUCUCAUACAUUGGUUUCUUAUGAACUACUAUUAGCGAUUUUUACAGAACCAAAUGAAAAUUCUGAAAUACAAUUUCAAUCUUUAUCUAAUAAUGAAGCAAUUAUUAAUGGAGCAAAUAAAAUAUGCUAUUUGCCUGUUUAUGAAUAUAAUAAAUUAUCAGAUAAUCCUUUUCUACAUAAAGAGAUAUAA
Dentiscutata heterogama is the source of this 279-nucleotide messenger RNA. The record is from the annotation of a GenBank genome assembly. NCBI's taxonomy places the organism in Eukaryota, Fungi, Glomeromycota, Glomeromycetes, Diversisporales, Gigasporaceae.